Messenger RNA from Thlaspi arvense, 1885 nucleotides. NCBI's taxonomy places the organism in Eukaryota, Viridiplantae, Streptophyta, Magnoliopsida, Brassicales, Brassicaceae. The record is from the annotation of a GenBank genome assembly.
GUUUGCACCUUUUCUACUACAUAUUGCCCAUUUUUUCUGACUUCUCUGUCUUUAAAUAUCUCUUUCUUAUGUUUUCUCAUCUGUAUACUUCAGAUUAUUCCUUCGGGUCUUAAAAGUUGUGCUUUUGCCUUCUGGGUUCUUCAUUUCGAUACGUAAUUUUGUCUGGGCAUCUGUUAAGUUCCUUCGAAUCCUACAGUUCAAAGGAUUAAAAAAGAAAAAAAAUUCCCGGGAAAUCGUGUGUUUUAAUAUUUGGACUUUCUUGUGAUUUUUUAAAAUUUUCCAAGAUCUUCCGUUUUCAAUCUCAACCUCACGUCUGUCUUAAUCGCGAUUUCCCUUUAUCCUCUUUUUUUUUUUUUUUUUUUGGGUUUACACAUUAUAUUUUUUGGUUUUGUUUUCGUAAGUGUGUGUUGCAGCUUUAUCGGUGUAAGAAAAGGACUAAGCAGUUGAAGUGGUGGUUGGGUUUUUGGUUUCAAUCCCACGAGAAAACUUAGGGUUUCUUGUUGAUCCACAAGAAAGGCUUCUCCUUGUGAUUUCUUCGCCUAAUUCAUUUUCUUGUGAUUUAAAAACGCGAGAAAGCAAAGGGAAAAAGACUAAACAAUUAAAAGUCUCUCUUUUUUUUUGCUUCUGGAUUUCGUUUUCGUUGAAAUCUUUGUUGCCUAAUCUACGAUGGAACCAUCUGGAGUCGGAGCUGAGAAGAGACCCAUCGUUGACUUUGUCAAGGAUAAAAAUGGAACCGAUCAGAUUCUUCUCCAGAGUCCUAAAGGCGCUUCUGUAAAGAUUAGUUUACAUGGAGGACAAGUUCUUUCUUGGAAGACUGAGAAGGGUGAUGAAUUGUUAUUCACAAGCGCAAAGGCCAACUCAAAGCCUCCCCAUCCGGUACGAGGAGGAAUCCCAAUAUGCUUUCCUCAGUUUGGAACUCGAGGAUCACUUGAGCAACAUGGGUUUGCAAGAAACAAGAUGUGGCUUGUGGAAAAGGACCCACCUGCUUUACCUUCAUUCGACUCAACCGGCAAAGCCUAUGUCGACUUGGUACUUAAGCCCUCUGAUGAAGACACAAGAAUCUGGCCUCACAGCUUUGAGUUUCACCUGAGAGUUUCAUUGGCAUUAGAUGGGAACCUAACGAUGAUAUCUCGAGUCAGAAACAUCAAUUCAAAGCCUUUCAACUUCUCCAUUGCUUACCACACUUACUUCUCCAUUUCCGAUAUCAGUGAAGUUAGAGUUGAAGGACUUGAAACUCUUGACUAUCUUGAUAACUUGCACGAUAAAGAACGGUUUACAGAGCAAGGCGAUGCAUUAACCUUUGAAUCUGAGAUCGAUAGAGUGUACUUAAACUCUAAAGAUGUGGUUGCUGUUUUCGACCAUGAGAGAAAACGAACCUUCCUCAUCAAGAAAGAAGGUCUACCAGAUGUCGUGGUAUGGAAUCCAUGGGAUAAGAAAGCUAGAGCACUGACUGAUUUGGGAGAUGAAGAGUACAAACAGAUGCUGUGUGUUGAUGGAGCAGCCAUUGAGAAACCCAUCACAUUGAAACCGGGUGAAGAAUGGACCGGGAAAUUAAAUCUCUCGCUUGUCCUUUCCACUUAAAAAUCGGUACUGGUUAUCUCAAACCGAUUGAUUCUUCUCUGUUUCUCUUAUUAUAUUUUGGGGGUUUAUUUUUUUUUUGCUGUAUAGUCUCUAUAGAACAUCACAAUUGUGUGUGAUUCUUGGGUAUGAAUUAAAAAGGAAAACCUGAGAUUUGAAAACGUCACCCGUUUUUUGGAAGUGACAAGAUCCUGGUUUUGUGCGAGAUUUAACUUGUGUAUGAAGAUAUUGUUACAUUUAUAUGAUGAAUUGAGUUUGUAUUAUUUUAUUUGGGUGAAAUCUUCGUUAUUCAGUUAAGCUUUCUCCU